GAAGCUUUGCUUGAUCCGCCACUGCCGGCAGUGCGGGCAGGAUCCAUUAGGUUUGUACAAAGUACGUAAAUCCCGACAUCAGCUACAACGUGGUGGUCAACAUAUUGCACUCGGAAAUUUCAAACAUACAACUUACCUGAGGAGGUAGUUCAUUCCCAACAAUAAGUGCAACAAACAACCAAACAUGGGUCAUACUUUCGAGCCACUCAAAAACGACCUGGUUAUCAGGACUGCCUGGGGCCAAAAAGUCGAGAGACCACCAAUAUGGAUCAUGAGACAGGCUGGCCGGUACUUGCCCGAGUAUCAUGAGGCCAAGGGCAACAGAGACUUUUUCGAGUGCUGUCGCGACCCAGAGGUGGCCUCCACCCUGACUCUACAGCCCAUCGACCGCUUCGAUGGCCUGCUUGACGCCUCCAUCAUCUUCUCCGACAUUCUUGUCAUCCCCCAGGCCAUGGGCAUGGUCGUUGAGAUGGUCGACAAGAAGGGCCCGCACUUCCCAAACCCCCUUCAGUCGCCCGACGAUGGCCAGUACGCCGAGGUGCUCGCGCGGGAUGUGGACGUCUCCAAGGAGCUGGACUACGUCUACAAGGCCAUCACCCUGACCCGUAAGAAGCUUCAGGGCCGAGUGCCGCUCAUUGGCUUCUGCGGUGCUCCCUGGACCCUGUUCUGCUACAUGGUCGAGGGUGGUGGCACCAAGCUCUUCAUCCAGAGCAAGAAAUGGAUAUUCAGGCAUCCCGAGGAGAGCAAGAAGAUGCUGCAAAAGAUCGCCGAGCUCUGCGUCGAGUAUCUCGCCCUGCAGGUUCAGGCCGGAGCACAGCUUGUCCAAGUCUUUGACUCUUGGGCAGGAGAGCUCUCUCCUGCAUCCUUCGAGCAGUUUUCUGCUCCUUACCUGCGCUAUAUUUCGGAAAACCUCCCGAAAAGGCUCAAGGAGCUGAGUCUGGAUCCCGUCCCAAUGAUUGUUUUCCCCAAGGGUGCCUGGUUCGCCCUGGAGGAUUGCUGCGCCAUGGGUUACAACGUCGUUGGGCUCGAUUGGCUCUACAGUCCUGCCAAGGCCAACCAGGUCCGAGGAGAUCGGGAAAUCGUCCUGCAGGGCAACGCCGACCCUGGAGUGCUCUACGGCACUAAGGAUGCCAUUACAGCUGCUGUCAAGGACAUGGUUGAAGGAUUUGACUGGAAGGAGAAGAAGAAGGGCUGGAUAGUAAACCUGGGCCACGGAAUUACACCGCUCGUCAACCCGGACGACCUGAAGUUUUAUCUGCAGGAGAUCCACAGACAAACCAAAGACUAGGCUAGUUCUAGUAUUCUUGCUCAGGGGAUCGGAAAAGCCUUUAAUACGCAGUAUAUACCGGAUUGGCAGCAAUAGCUUAGAGGCUGUCUAUAUCAAUCACGGACCUGCACGGGCAAUGUUAAAAGUUUGGUAACAAAAAAAAAUAACAUGCCAGGCCCUGGGGUCACAAAAAUAGACGUGAUGUGACUUACCAAGAGACACGCCAUCCCAUCUUCCCACCUAUGCUCCUACAGACUCCUGCACUUUGCCUAUUAUCAACAUGCACAUCGGCCGAGCACCAGCCGUCGCUUCCGAAACCGCCAUUGUGUGCUGUAAUGAGCUUGGUCGCCAUCGCCUUGGCUAUUCCACGUCCACGGUACGGCUCCUGGUGAGCGGUGGUUAAGUUGGUUUCUCCAUGUAAUGCGAAUUUGAUGUAGUUCAAGAUUAUCUCUUACCUCGCAAUGCAGGGUGGAUAGUGAUCCGUCGACCCCUGGAUUCGUUCACGGCUUAGCUAUAUGGCUAUAUGGUAAUAUACAUCACCAACCUGGAAUUUGUAGCGCCUAACACUUACCUAGAAAAGACCAGGCAAUAAGAAUGUCACUGUCUUUUAAGCGUAU
Molecule: messenger RNA, 1884 nt
Organism: Pyricularia oryzae 70-15
Lineage: Eukaryota; Fungi; Ascomycota; Sordariomycetes; Magnaporthales; Pyriculariaceae
Product: uroporphyrinogen decarboxylase
Exons: 5
Coding region: 185-1288 (367 amino acids)
Biological process (GO): heme biosynthetic process
Cellular component (GO): cytosol
Molecular function (GO): uroporphyrinogen decarboxylase activity
Source: RefSeq, a predicted model, not a curated record